UGAGCAAACAAACAACGUAAACAGGAACCGUUGGUCUGACUGAUGGGCGCAAGUCAGAGACCCAGCAGCGACUCGGAGCCGAGGUAUAAAAACCGGGGCUGACAUUCAACGCGUCGUCACACACUCCGCACUCCCUCAGGCAACUUGGGCAGCGGCUGCGUAAUAUCCUCCGCUCGCAGGCUGACUUCAGAGAACCCAGUCAACCCAGACCCAGUCAGAGUUAUAUUGGAUUACCCUGUCAGUGGGCGCCGAAUCUUCGAGCUGGUGUCACGGUUUAGAAAGCACACAUUUGGUGGAAACUAACUCUUUGCUACAAGGUCCGGAGAUACAAUGCUCCUCACUGAUUUGAUACUCUGAAGAACAGCUGAGUGAAUCUUGUCAUGGGAAGCAGACCAAGCAAGUCAAGGCGCUUCACCAGUACCGUGGUUCCAUCAGACCUGAACAACCAACCAUCAACAGAUAUGAGCCAAGUUAUGGUGGCGGUGGCAUUGUAUAAUUACCCAUCGUCAUCUGACACUGAACCUAUUAUUAAUGUGGGCGAGAGGCUGACCGUUCUUCACGAGGAAGGUGAUUGGUGGAAAGUGGCGUCCAUGGCAACUGGCAAAGAAUGUCACAUUCCUUGCAAUUACGUGGCAAAGGUGUAUCACAGGUGGCUGUUUGAAGGCAUCACCAGAGAGAAGGCGGAGGAGCUUCUCUUGUUACCCAGCAACCGGUCUGGCUCUUUCAUGAUUCGAGAAAGUCAAACCAGGAAAGGCUUCUACUCAUUGUCUGUGAGAAGAUCCAAUGUCGCAUCGUGGGAUUCCAUCAAACACUACCGCAUUAACCGCCUGCCCAAUGGCUGGUUCUACAUCUCCCCGCGUCUCACUGUCCCAUCUCUGCACGACAUGGUGGACUAUUACUCAGACUCCGGUGAAGGCCUGUGCUGCACAUUGAAGGAGCCGUGUCACAUCCAGGGGCUCCAGGCCUCCCAGCAGCAACACCCAGAUCCCAUCGUGGUGCGGAAACCUCAGCUGAACUGGAACGAGAUGGACAGCUCCGUUUUGAUAGACAAUGACAAAGAGUCGGGAGAAGAGUCGCCCGUCAGUGUGGGUCUGCGGGAAGCCAUCAACUCUUACUUGUACAUGACCGAGGAAAUGAGACUCGAUGAGAUGACUGACCGGAAAACUCGGUUGAAAACGUUGCAAACCCGGCUGCAAAGCAGCCAGAGACAGGCUAGUCAGAACAGGAAUGGGAACCUCGCUGUCCUGGAUUUCCGCUCUGCCAGAUAGCUGAUG
Messenger RNA from Hypanus sabinus (Atlantic stingray), 1274 nucleotides. It is a transcript of the gene sla2b, whose product is annotated as Src like adaptor 2b. The record is from RefSeq and is a predicted model, not a curated record. The transcript has 8 exons. Gene Ontology annotation, molecular function: protein binding. The coding region runs from base 381 to 1268 and encodes 295 amino acids. Lineage: Eukaryota; Metazoa; Chordata; Chondrichthyes; Myliobatiformes; Dasyatidae.